AUGAGAGUUGGGGCAAUUAACAACAAUUAUCCCUUUCAUUUUUCCUUUGCUUUUCCAUGGCAUGAUGCCAUAAGAUAUGCUGAUUUUUGUGGUGAACUUCCUCAACAAACAAAGGAGCGUGAAGAAAAAGUGUUUGCAACUUUACACAUUGGAGAUGUAAAGCCUACAAAACUUUUCAACGUCAUUUGCAGGAUUUCAUUCUUUAAAAUAAAAAGAAAAUCUUUACAUGAAAAACAAAACAUUUCUAAGUUUGAGAGUAAAAGUGGUCACAACAAUAGAAAAACAAUAAAUAAACAAACAUGUGGACAUGAUUGUAUCCAUGUUGAGCUGACUUUAAAACACCCCCAAUUAACAUGUAGCUUCUCUUCUACAUGUUCCCCAUUUUCAACAGAAGCUUAA
This is a messenger RNA of Clunio marinus, 399 nucleotides long. Lineage: Eukaryota; Metazoa; Arthropoda; Insecta; Diptera; Chironomidae. The record is from the annotation of a GenBank genome assembly.